UCUCUGCGGUGUUUUCCUCCGCAAUAAUUUAUAACUCUUUUCGUGCAAAAUGAUUGGCUUUCAUCUCUGCCGUAUGUAGUGUGCAAUGAUGCAAACGUACCUUCUUUGAGUGCCCCAUCAACGUAACCUACUGCUCAUAUGGUUUAGUUGGAGAUCACCAUAUGCUCAUGAGAAAACCUUAUCGAUUUGACUAAUGAUGUUCAGCAUUGGCGGUAUAUUGGGAAUGGCUUAAUAAUGAAUGUGUUUCAGAUAUGAUUCUUAUCGUUAGUAUUCUUGAAACUUUCGACACCUUUAAAAAUGGAUUUACCAACAAGCUUACUCUUUCUGUGAUCACCAUUCUAUAAAACAAGACUUUUCCGAGUUUCUGUGACGUAACAAUAUAAAUACAAGCUUCUUCGACUGGUUUUUCUUUCAAAGUAAUAAAUCGUCUUCCAAGUUUUGAAGUGUCAAGUUGGAUUACUGAAGGCAAACGAAAGCUCGAUUGAAAAUGGAAGAAGCCAACAUUGCCCCCCCACAAAGCCAAGACGCUGCGAAUGAAGAAAAAGGAGGGAAUAUUUCAGAUUCAAGUUCCUUAACAUCGGUAGAGGAGAAUGAUGUAGAAGAUUCGGACAAUGAAAAGGAAGAAAAGCAACUCAAGAAGCAGUCCGAAGAAAAAGCCAAUUUUUUGAAAACAGUUUCCACAGUAAAAGCCACAUCAAAAUGGACCAAGAACAAGAAAUCGAAAACAACUGCAAACAAACUUGAAGAUCAGAUGAAUUUCGAACAUUUGAAGAAACUACUAGAGGAAAUAUUUCAGGAAGCUGAUGCAGAUGGUGGAGGAGGUUUGGACGUGGAUGAAUUUAGAGAAGCAAUGAAACGUACAAUGGGUUCAGAAGUUGACGAUAAAGAACUCGAGAUUAUUUUCAUGAAAGUAGAUACAAACUGUGAUGGAACAGUGGACUGGGACGAAUAUUUGUCUUACAUGCUACUGGAAUAUCAAGAAAAAGACACAAUGACAAGUAUGAUAAAAGAGAUUCCAUUUCCUAAGAAAAUGAAAGAACUCCAGUCAUGCCACAGAGAUUGUGUGGUUCGAAUAACUUUCUUGCAGCAUCUCACAAAUCGUCAUGGCAAUAAAGCACUAGAUCGUGAUAACCCUGGUGGAAGAUUUUUUGUUCUAAGCAAAGAAGGUCAAUUGGGAAUGUAUGGACUGGAUUUUGAACUUCAAAAGUCCUACACCCUUGAUUUAGGAAGAGAAUCAUAUGUUGGACAAUGGUUGACAGACAUGGCAGCAUUGGCAAAUGUUGGAAUGCUCGCUAUAAGCUCCACUGAGCGCGAAAUAACUUUCUAUGAUGUGAAUGCGAACAAAUUCGAGAAACAAUUUCAAAUCACCGGAUUCAAAGACACUGUCUUGUGCAUGGAUUUCUGGUUUGAUCAUGAGAAUUUAAAUCAUUGCACUUUGGUUGCCGGUGAUGCAACUGGAAGUAUUGUUCUUCUACGAUUUGUGGAAGCUUUGCAAAAAGGAUUGUUUGCAGUAUACCCAACGAAAGGCGCGGUGACCAGAAUUCCAUUUGUAACACUCAUGAAACACAAAGUGAGAGGAGCUUAUGGAAUGAUAUUUACAGACAUUCACACAAACUGGGUGAACAGCGUUCGAUAUUUCAUUCUCGGGCAAGGAUCGGAAUGCUUUAUAUCAUGCAGUUCAAGUGACAAUGAUUCCAUGUAUUUAGGAGAUCUCACCAAUGUUUCACCUAAGCCAAAGUGGCCUGGAUAUUCUCAAGCAUUUUCAAAUAAGAGUUCCUACUUCAAAGUGAGAAAAGGCAUUAUUGCUUUUGAUUAUUGCAAAGAUUGGAACGUAAUCGUGACCGGAAGCUUUGAUGGAGUUGUUAGAACAUGGAGUCCUUAUAGUUCGAAACCAGCUUCAAUGAUAAAGGGCCAUCUUACACCCGUACAACACAUCAUGAUCGUCUCAUCGUCGGGCCAAGUUAUCACAGGAGGAAGGGACAGGACUAUAAGAAUUUUAGAACUCCGAGAUCAUCAGACGACACAGGUUCUUGGACCACGAGCGUUCUUGCGGUGUGGACCUCUGACUCAUCCACUACAAGCAAUAUUUUACCACGGAAAAACCAAAUCAUUAUGGGUUGCUACAAUUCAGGUUGGCGUGUUGGAAGGAUAUGAUGACCGCAUUAAAGAAGAUAAAAUGAAUAUCAAGUCACACGAGGGAGCCGUGACUUCAGUUUUAUACAACCAUUUAUUCAACCAGGUUGUAACUGGUGGUCACGAUUCGAUUGUGUCAGUAUGGGACCUGAACACAGGAAUGAAAGCAAUUCAGUUCUACACAGUAAAAGGUGUUGAAUUGACAGCAAUGACGUUUGAUCCAACUGGAAGACGUCUAAUCACAGGUUCUCGUAAUGGAGCUGUAAAAAUUUGGAAUUUUAACAAUGGAGCGUGCUUAAGAACACUAGAAGAGGAAACUAUGUUGGAGGUAACUGGGAUCGUUUGUCUCAGACAAAAAAUUAUUGUAGCGGGAUGGAACAAAAUUCCAACAGUUUAUAUUGACAGUCGUGGCGAAGAUGACGACGAAUCUCACCAGUGGGCGGAAGUUCACAAAGAAGAUAUUUUAUGCAUGGCAAAAUAUCAGAAUCUAUACGGAACCGCAAUAGUAGCGUCUGCAUCUUACGAUGGAGACAUUUUUAUAUGGUCCGUCGACACAGGCCACGUUCUUUGUCGAAUGAAUAGACUUGAAUCAUAUUCGCCUCUCAGUAUUGAAGGACAUAAAAUGACACCAGUAAUAAAAAGGAGAGCACCAGAAAUCAACCUGAGAAAGAGCAUGAGUGAUAUAUCAACAAAUUCUACGGAAUCACUGUCACAGUCACACUUGACGACACCAAGGAGAUGUGGGCUGAGGUCAUCGGCUUUGUUACUUCCACCAAUAACGACUACCAACCCUGUCGAAGAUCCAGAUUCACCCAAUGGCGACGAAAUCAAACCUGGCAAUAUAUUGAAAGAAAACACGAAGGAAACUUCAAGGAAUUCGACGCCAAAAUCUGUGAAAUUCAAUCUACCAGAAAUAGUGACACCUUCUGCUGGUACGUCUUCAAAAGAAGAUAAAAUCCGUCACCAAGUAAAUAUUGUGACAGGACAAGACGAUCGUGACUACUGGGAAGCCGAUGUAUCUAUCGAUAAGCUUUUGUUUCUACAAAAUAGACCACAUGAGCCACAGACAGCCACAAUGAUUGCUGCUGGUGCAAUGGGAUGGGUUUAUGCUUGGUCAGUGCAUCCCCAGGGAGGGCUGCUCGGGCAAUUUGUUGGUGCACAGAUAGAUGGAGACACCGUGUUUUCGAUGGCAACAGAUAAAGCAAAUAAGUUUCUGAUUACGGGUGACACGUCUGGAUAUGUCAAGAUGUGGGAGGUAGAAAACUAUUGCUAUAAAAAGAGAAAGAACAGUAGAAUAAAAAAUCUUGUUGCCCCGACAUUCAACAUGGACGACGGUCAAAUGAGAGUUUUGUCCGUUCGUCGCAUGAUGAAACUGAACCUGAUUCCCCCUGAACUGGCGUUUUAUUUUCGUGCUCACAUUGGGUCCGUGACGGACAUUACUUUCAUAGAUGAUCAAAAUCUGAUAUUAACAUCCUGUGGUGAUGGCACAGUGCGACUUUGGACUGUAGGUGGUCAAUACGUUGGAACAUUCGGACAAAAACAACCGUGGCAACUCGGAAAGAAACUGUCGACCUGGAAAGUUCCAGCAGAUAUAAAAAGAGUGGCAUCCGCAAAUACAUUGAAGGUGUUGCAUAGUGGCCAUAGUCCUUGGAGGUUGGCGAAACAUAUACUUAACUUUGUCAGCUUGAGUUCGAAAGUUCAUCAUUCAUUCGAUCAUUCUCAUUCGGAUGAUAAUUUGGAACAUGAUGACUUCAAAUCGAUUUACCACAAACUUGUAACAGAAGAAGAACAAAUAACCGAAGAAGAAAUUGAAAAAAAUUAUCAGAAGUGUUUAAAAAAAUUGAAAUCCAGUGACGUUCUGGGAAAGAGUUACAAACGGAAACGGCGACACAGAAUUUUGCCAAAAAUUGACGUUAAAAACCAUCUGAGCAAUUUCCACGUUCACUCUGCAAUACCGUUUUCACCGCUAGAAGAUACUGACGUGAUACCGCUUCCAGAAAUAUUGCAAGAGAAGAUGAUGAGAGAUUACGGAACGGAUCAAGAUAAUAAGACUCGGUCCGGAAAAACUCCUGUCAGAGGCCCUAAGCUUUCCGUCCCUGUUAGGCGGAGAGGACCCAGAUCACAAGUUACAUUUGUAGGAGCAAGUAACAGGAUUUCUAAAGCAAUCAAACUAACUAGGAUCAACAUGAAGAACUUUUAUUACAUAUAUUCGCUUCUCAUCGUCAUCGUUAUCAUUUCUCAAGUUGAAUGUCAAGAACCAUCACGAUCAAAAGAUAGAGCAGAAAGGCGAAGACAAAGGCAUCUAAAGAUUCUACAAGAAAAUGGUUUUGGAAACAGGAUAGAACGUGACAAUGAAGGUUGCAGGACGGUAUAUUAUGAUCUUGUUUUUGUCAUCGACGCAUCAAGUAGUGUGGGAGAUGCUAACUUCACUAGAAUACGAAGAUGGGUUUCAAACUUAAUAUCUUCAUUUGAUAUCGGUCCAGAUCGAACUCGAGCGGGGAUUGUUGUUUAUUCUGAUCAUGCCAGACUUGCAAUUGGAUUAAAUGAUUACUCCAAUAAAGAUGAUUUGGUAGAAGCUGUGGAUAAUAUUGAAUAUUUGCGAGGAAAUACAAGAACUGGCAAAGCUAUCAAGUUUAUGCGAACACAUGCAUUCUCGGUUUCAAAGGGAGCACGACCAAUCGAACUUGGCUACAAUAGAUUAGCAAUUGUGCUGACAGAUGGUCGUGCACAAGAUAAUGUUUUCAAACCCUCACAGGAGGCACAGGAUGAGGGUAUACAACUGUAUGCCGUUGGGGUGUCAUUAGCAGUUGUCGAAGAAUUAAACGAAAUUGCAUCGGAUCCAGAUUCAAGACAUGUCUUUCAAGUUAACGAUUUUAAGUCAAUUGAGCGAAUAAGAGAGUCCUUGAGACAACACAUAUGUGUCGAUGCCAUCUGUCCAGAUUUGAGUUUGCAAUCAGAUGCUCUUCUUAGUGAUGGGUCAUCGAUCAGUCAUUCACGAUUUCCAGAGAGGAGACCUAAAGAAUUCACAUUUGGCUUUGAUUUGGUGCAUUCAUUUGAUUUGCAUAACUCUGCUUUGGAAAACACUGGAGUGGCAUCUACUAAUGGGAGUGUACCAAGCUAUGCCUCAUUCAGACUUGGGAAAAAUCCAGUUAUUGAAACAAGAAAAGUAUUUGAACGAGGUCUUCCUGAUCAAUAUGUGUUCGUUUCAACGUUUCGGGUAACAUCACAAUCAAGUAAGAAAAGAGCCUGGAGUUUAAUGAAAGUUGUUGACAAAGCGGGACGUGAUCAACUGGAUAUUAGACUUAACCCAAGGAGAAAAUCUGUUGAAUUCAUUGCACUGGGAGCAGAUGGCGGAAUAUCAACAGCUUUGUUCCGGUCUUCAAAAUACAAGCAAGUCAAAAAACUGUUUGAUAAAGGUUAUCAUAAACUCAUGAUGCAAAUAAAUAGCGCUUCUGUUACCCUAAUUCUUGAUUGCGAAAAAAUCAGUACAAGACUAAUGAGACCUAAAGAAAAUGAAAUUGGAAUCGGAGGAAAAACUUAUCUGGGAAGAACAACAAGACAUUCGAAUGCGCCGUUUGAUCUGCAGUCAAUGAGAUUGUAUUGUGAAAUGGAAUCAGCAGAAGAAGCAGAAGAGGGAUGUUGUGAGAUACCUGGAUAUGAGGCUGAAGACUGUCCAUCAAAAGAAGAUAUAGAGAAUACGAAAGCACAUACUACCGCAUCAACAACCACAAUCCCUAGAAGCAUAACCAGUCCUAGUACAACCACAACUAGACCAGCAACUCCUUUCGUGGACAUCUCAACCAAAUCUACUACCUGGACUCCGUCAGGAAUAGAAAUUAUAGAUGAAUUUGAUGUAAUCGUUAAUCCUGAAGGAGAAAUAAAAAUUCCAGGAAACAACGGGAAGGUCACACCAGUCGGUCCCGGUUUAAUUACUGAUGGUGACAACAGUGAUGGAAGCGAUGGAGGUGGAGGCUUUCCUGAUGGUGAUUUCAAAGAAAUUGAAAAAGAAUUUGAUGACUACUUUACGGAUGAAGAUUUUGUGAUCCCGACAGUGAAACUUGAAUUUGAGCCGAAGCCGAAUACAACUUUACUAAAAGGAGAAAUUCCACAAAAAGAGGUUCGACCCACUGGAAUAGCAAAACUUGAGGAAUGUGUUUGUCCAGCUGGGCCACCCGGAGAAAAGGGUGAGCCAGGGCCUGCUGGAGACGUUGGUUUGAAAGGAGAAUAUGGAAAAAAGGGUGAUACAGGCGAAAGAGGGGAACAAGGAAUUCAAGGAAAACAAGGCGAAAAGGGAAUGUCAGGAUUACCCGGUCAUGAUGGUAUAGACGGGAAAGAUGGAACGCCGGGCGCUCCUGGCUCAAGAGGUGAACCUGGCGAUAAAGGAGAAGCGGGACUACCUGGAAGUGAUGGCGUUGACGGAAAAGAUGGCGACAAGGGUAUGGAUGGAGCACAAGGUUUACCUGGCGUUGAAGGGGAGCGUGGUCAAGUUGGCGAGAAAGGAAAUAGAGGUGAAAGAGGAAGAACUGGACGGCCCGGGGAACCAGGCAUUCAAGGUGAAAGAGGCGAAAUUGGAAGUGAAGGUCAAAAAGGGGAAGUAGGUCCUCAAGGUUUAUUGGGGCCACCUGGGGAACAGGGUCCACGGGGCGAAACAGGAGAAAAUGGAAUAAAUGGACAGGAUGGAAGACAGGGUUUGCCGGGUGUUCCGGGAAUGAUUGGCCCACCAGGUUUGCCAGGACCAGUUUCUGAUGUAGCAGGACCACCAGGAAGCCGCGGUGAAGCGGGAAUUCCUGGUGAACCUGGACUGCCUGGACCACCGGGAUUACCUGGUCCGAUUGGAGAAAUUGGACAGAGAGGUGAAAAAGGCGAGCUGGGCGAAAAAGGAACCACUGGCGCAAAAGGAGACCAAGGAUUACCAGGGGCAGAUGGAAUUGAUGGCAAAGAUGGUCAGUCUGGACAAGCUGGUAUUCAAGGAAAUAAAGGACAAAAGGGGGACAUGGGCCCGGAUGGUGAAGACGGAAAGCAUGGAGAAAGCGGUCAAAAGGGUGAACCAGGAAAUGAUGGACAGCGUGGUGAACCAGGUACUACCGGCAACAUUGGACCAAGAGGUAGACGAGGACAUACCGGCCAACAAGGAGAACCAGGACCACCUGGCCCAAGAGGAGAGCAGGGUUUUGAAGGUAUCCAAGGAUCUAAAGGCUCCACUGGUGCCACCGGAUCUCCUGGAUUACAGGGAAUAGAGGGUAUAGCUGGUGAGCAAGGUGCACCAGGUGUAAAAGGCGAGGCCGGUGAAAGAGGUGAAAAGGGUGAAGACGGAGAACCAGGGAAACCUGGUAGAGUUGAGACCAUUGUAACGCAUGAACCUUUGCCUCCACCCGAAUUAUUACCUGGUCCACAAGGUGAACCUGGGGAAAGAGGACCAGCUGGCGCAGAUGGAGAACCAGGAACUCCAGGACAAAAAGGGGAACAAGGCUUUCCUGGAAACCGAGGGGAACAAGGUCCCGAGGGAGAGCAGGGCGUACCUGGAGAGAUUGGACCACAAGGUGUUCCUGGACCAGUAGGGGAUCAAGGUGAAAAGGGGCAGACAGGUUUGCAAGGUCCAAUGGGGCGACAGGGAUUAAAAGGUGAACCUGGAAAUGAAGGAGAAGAAGGUCAAAGAGGAGAACGAGGUCAAAAGGGCGAACAAGGAGAGCCUGGAGUUGCCGGGGCGGAAGGCACACAGGGGGAAGUGGGAGCUGAAGGGCCACCUGGUAAGCCGGGCGUUGAUGGCGCCGAAGGACCUCCAGGACCAGCAGGUGUAGAAGGACCCCCAGGACAAAUUGGUCAACAGGGAGAGCCGGGAGUUUCUGGACCACAAGGUAUCAUUGGACCGCCUGGCAGAGAUGGAAGUGUUUUCACAGUAGAAGGUCCGAGGGGGUUGCACGGAGAACAAGGAAAUCCUGGUCCCAGGGGGCUUCCAGGAAGGAAUGGAAAUCCUGGAGUUCCUGGCGAUCCUGGGCCACCGGGACAAACUUUGAUACAGCUUGAUGAGAGAACUUGCGAAGAAUGCCCACCAGGCCCACCCGGUGCUGUAGGAGCCCCCGGAGUGGCGGGAGUAGAUGGGAGACCCGGACCUACUGGAAGAGAUGGUAGCCCUGGUUUAAAAGGUGAAGCUGGAAUUGCAGGACAACCUGGCAUUGAUGGGAGAGCUGGACAAAAAGGAGGACCUGGGAAACCAGGAAAUAUGGGAGAAAAAGGGGAAUCCGGUUCACAGGGUAGACCCGGUUUUAAUGGUAUCGAUGGAGAACCUGGACCGCAAGGGGCUAAGGGUGCUGCAGGUAAAGAUGGAAUGACAGGAAAACCAGGAGUCGCUGGACCCCGCGGUUCUGCUGGUGACGCCGGAGAAAAAGGUGCGAAGGGACAGCAAGGAAUACCUGGUAUUGCUGGUGCUGAUGGUACAUCUGGCGAGAAAGGAGAAAAGGGGGAACAGGGUAGUAGGGGCGGCAAUGGUACUGUUGGCAAAACCGGUGCUGUAGGACAGAGAGGUCUGCCUGGAAUAGCUGGGUCAAAUGGCGAACCUGGGAUUCGAGGGCCUCCUGGAGAACCAGGCUUACAAGGCCUCAGAGGAGAAAUGGGAUUUCCUGGCAUUAGAGGGGCACAAGGUAUAACAGGGGCUCCAGGUCUCCAAGGAACAAAGGGGGUAAAAGGAGAGGUAGGACCUCACGGAGACAGAGGGGAUGUCGGAAGAAUAGGAGAAAGGGGUGUUAGAGGUGAACCUGGGCAAAUUGGACCACCUGGACAAAAUGGAUUACCUGGUCCAAUAGGUCUUGAAGGAUCCCGUGGGCCAAUUGGCGAAACCGGGCCACCAGGAUCUAAUGGUAAACCAGGUCCACCUGGAGAACCAGGAUUAAAGGGGGGAAUUGGUGCUAGAGGAGAAGAAGGACAACCUGGAGAGCCUGGACCGCAAGGAUUGCAAGGCUAUCAAGGUGUACCGGGACGAGAUGGGCGACCUGGUUCCAAAGGUAUGGUAGGUCCAUCCGGGCCGAAAGGAAACCAAGGAAACCCAGGACCAACAGGGAAAGAUGGAAAAUCUAUAGAUGAGGCAAAACUGAAAGAUAUGAUUCGUGAUUUGAUAAAUCAAGCUAUAGAUGAUAAAUUGCCUGAUAUUAUAGAGCAAGUGAAAGAUGCAAUGCCAAAUCCAACACCAUCUGCAUUGAUCGACACGUUGGUUGGCCCGCCAGGGCCCCCGGGUCCUGCAGGAACAGUUGGUAAACCAGGAAGUGCAGGACCGCCAGGAAUUCGUGGUCCUGCAGGCACUCCUGGACGAAAUGGAGAUCCCGGGUUGCCUGGACAUCUUGGUCUCACAGGACAGAAGGGUAGCAGGGGUGACGCGGGACGAGGUAGAAAAGGAGACCCGGGAACACCUGGAAUGGAAGGACCACAAGGAGCACCAGGAUAUGGAUAUUCUGGUCCACCAGGUCCGGAAGGUAAAUCUGGCAUACCAGGAGAGCCUGGGGUACGUGGACCACCAGGUCCGCCUGGAACAAGAGGAAUAUGUGACAGUUCGGAAUGUUACGCGGUUGCCCAGCAAGCAGCUUUGAACUCAAUACCACAACCUGCAACACUAUUUAAAGGGCCGCCCCCAAGUUAAUCUAAUAUACGUGGCUGAUACUGGCCCAAAUACUAGGUAAUUAAAAUCAGAGGAAGCCAAACAUUGCCAAAAAUAUUUGCGGAAUGAGGUAAUGUGACAAUUUAUUUAGUAUUUGUGAUACUCAAAAUACACAAGAUAUUGUAACCGCUAUAAUAUACGACGGUGGUUACGUCAGAUGACCCCCAGUUCUUAUAUUCAGAAGCCUUCUGGUAAAUAGAAUUCUAAUAUUUCAUUGGAGUUACUCAUGGAUGAGAAUUUGCCAAAGCUAUUUUUACAGAUGAUCAUAACUCCCGCAUUAUUCUGUGCAUCAUUUAGAAAUAUAUUAUAGCAAUUUUGUUCACUCGAACAUAUUGAAAAACUAUGUUCAUGUACUUUACACAUAGUAUCAAGGCUUAUAGUUGAAGGAACUAUAACGUUUUCUAUUGAAUAGUAGUAUUUCGUUCUUGCUUUAAUAUUAAAUCGGCAAUGAUUUCUCAAUUGGCUCAAGCUUUCAUGUCUACUGUAUUUGCCAUCACUCGCCUGGUCGCCUAUUUGACAAAUUCUACGAUUAGUAGUAUGAAUUGCAGCUUUCAUUAAACAACCUGGCAUUUUUGCAGCUUUUCAAUUUGAAGGUCAUAUAACCUGCCUGACACCAUCGCUGUAAAAGAGCAAUACUACAAUGAAGAAAAAACAAUCAUUAUACCUUUCGUUUUUAUACUCUCAUUUACGAUAUUUUUAACUGUUUUCUAAUUUUAAUGUAUUUUGGUUCUUGUCAUUCAGCAUAUGAAGUUAUACUUGCUUACUAUUUCAUAUUUAUUAUUAUAAUAUUGUUUCUUAUCAUAUUUUUGAUAAAUGUUUUUAUUCCUAUGAGAUAACUUACAUAUUGUUAACGCUUUGGUACAAUUUGUCUGAGAAAAGAUGUUUUUUCGAGAAUUCAUUGCUCCCACUAGAAACAAGCCAGAUAAUUUUUUGGAAUAUCGUCGUUUUGUGCUUAUCAAGUUGUCUACGCGAUGAUCAUGUUCAUUACAUCACAGACUUUG
Molecule: messenger RNA, 10779 nt
Organism: Styela clava
Lineage: Eukaryota; Metazoa; Chordata; Ascidiacea; Stolidobranchia; Styelidae
Source: RefSeq, a predicted model, not a curated record